Molecule: messenger RNA, 1792 nt
Organism: Rhipicephalus microplus (southern cattle tick)
Lineage: Eukaryota; Metazoa; Arthropoda; Arachnida; Ixodida; Ixodidae
Gene: Trmt6
Product: tRNA methyltransferase 6 non-catalytic subunit
Biological process (GO): tRNA methylation
Cellular component (GO): tRNA (m1A) methyltransferase complex; nucleus
Source: RefSeq, a predicted model, not a curated record
GCGCGCACGUAUCCAAUACAAUCCAGAAGACCGAAACAAUCCAAAGAACGUAAUUUUUCGUGUAGGUGCGUAUGUCCGCGUGUGUUUCAAUAUUCGUUGUGUGAAUGUGAGCGCCAAACUCGUAGCAAAGAUGAACACGAUAAAAGAAGGCAGCUACGUUGUAGUGAGAGGACAGAACAACACACGAUUGGUCCAGGUGGACGGCAAGAAGCCAGUAUUCUUCGGCAAGAGGAAGUUCAGCAUCCAAACGGCGAUUGGGGAAGCUUUCGGUUCUAUCUUUGAGAUCGAUAAUCGCGAUCUCCGUAAGGUAUCGGCUGAGGAGUACAGAAAAAGGUGCUCGGAGUGUGAAGUUCCUGGAGACGAUGCACAGACUAGUGGGCAAGACAAUAGGAAUCUUGUCGAUGACGGCAAAUCACAGAAGCUUACAAGAGAAGACAUCGAAACAUUCAAAGCGGACGGCACGUCGGGUGAAAGCAUCAUCAAGAACCUGGUGGAGAACAGCACGACAUUUAAGGAGAAGACAGAGUACGCCCAGCGCAAGUACCUCAAGAAGAAGCAGGACAAGUACCUGCAGCACGUGACGCUCGAGCAGCCCACGGCACGACUCCUGGUUGAGAUGUACUACUCACAGAACCCUACAAAGAUUGGGAACAUGCGCAUCGACUCCCUGGCUCAAAUGCUGACCUGUUGCAACGUUCGUUCGGGUGGCCGCUACAUAGUAUUUGAUGCCUAUCUGGGUCUCCUGACCGCUGCCGUGCUGGAGAGGCUCGGGCAGGAUGGCACCGUGGUGCAAGUCUAUGCCGGACAAGGACCAGACAGCUCAUACAGACAGGCCGUCUAUGCACUGAACUUGGGAGAGGAGUUUCUUCGAUCCAUUGUGCUCGAAUUGCCUUACGUGAAGGCAAAAUCACUGCUCAUCGACCAAAGCAGUGAAACGCCAGAAAAAAAGCCGGAAGACGACAAUGCGUGUGCUGAGAUGGAGGACUUGUCGGACAAGAAUUCUCUCUCGAACAGUGAUGGGACGAUCGACAACUCCCAACCGAGCAACGAGUCGGCAUCGGCAAUGAAUUCGAAGGACGCAGAGCGUGCGGUGAGGAAACAGCGAAGGUUGCUGGAACAGCAAAAGGCGAUGGAUUUGCUCAAAACGAAGUCUUUAGACGGGCUCCUUAUCACUAGCAAACACCAUCCGACGGGCAUCGUCCUGUCGCUCCUAGAAUUCGUCGCACCUUCCAGACCAUUCGCUGUCUUCUGUAGCUUUCGGGAGCCCUUGGUCGACUGCUACACUCAGCUGAAGAGUGCCGGCAGUGCCGUCUUUCUCAGGUUGACCGAGAGUUGGCUACGAAGCCACCAGGUGUUGCCCAACCGGACACACCCUUCCAUCAACAUGAGCGGCGGAGGAGGCUAUGUGCUCACGGGCAUCAAGGUUGCCGACGAUGCGUGAACGUGAGCGAGCGAUCCUCUCACACCCAGUGGUACAUUUCGUCAAGCAACAAGCGUCUUCACUAGUGUCCGUCGACUUUCUGCAGAAACUUGAUGCAUGGGAACGUUUCCGGAUGCAGGCAUCCAAUCAUGGAUCUGUGUACAUACCAUGUCUCUUGAAGCUCCCACGGUAAAGUGGUUUGUUGGGGCUAUGUUUGAAAUGAACUGCGAAAGAGAACAUCUUUGCAAAAACAUCGAAAGUUUUUUAUUGGUCUGUACAUAAAGUCUCCCUUUUCUACAGACUGGAUGUAUACUUACACAUUGAUAUGCUAUACAAGAAACACGGAUUUAAUAAAGCAAAAUGGGAUGUAAC